Closterium sp. Yama58-4 is the source of this 9735-nucleotide messenger RNA. The record is from the annotation of a GenBank genome assembly. NCBI's taxonomy places the organism in Eukaryota, Viridiplantae, Streptophyta, Zygnematophyceae, Desmidiales, Closteriaceae.
AUGUCGAAGCGGAAGCAACAACGCAAGGCCAAGGCGGUAGGUCAAGCCACCACCGCAAGAACACCUGAUGGGUCGCCCGGGACGAGUGACGAUCAAUCAGAGAGUGCCACGCAGGCAGCUGAGCUGGCGACCGGCGCCAGUGAUGCUGAUUGCCCGCAAGCCGUUUCGACUGAAUCUAUUCCCGGAUCGGAAAUUUCGCCGAAAGAUGUGGUGGUGGAUGAGGAAGAAGACGAGUCGCGGACUCGCGUUGCCACGUGUCAUCACCACAAGGGGUUAGAUCUGAAGAAGUUCACGCGCGAGCUGAAGAAACGCCACGUGGAUGCGUGCGAUCCGUGCAGCCAGCACAGCCACCGAUUGGCUAGCAGCAAAAAGAAGGAGCACGCGGCGCCUAUAACGGUUACGGCGGAGGAGUCCCUUUGGGUGUGCCUGGUGUGCGCGCGAGGGUUCUGCGGAGAUGCGGAAAUGGCGGAAGGGGACGCGGAAACAGGGAAAGGGGAUGGCGGAGCGGAAGUUGAAACAGAAAGGAAAGGCGUUGGCGCGCGGGAGAGCGGGCACGGGCACGCGCGGCAACACUGGGGACAGCUGAAGAGCCAUGCGUUAAUGGCGCACGCGCAGUCCUUGCGCGUCUGGUGCUUCCGCUGCCACCGCUGCGUGCUGCUGCGCGCCGAUGGUGACGAACGCGCGCAGACGGAUGGCGCCAAGUGCGCGCAGGCGGAAGAAAAUCCGGUGGGGGAGGGGGCGGAGAGACAGGGGGAGGCGGGAGGGGGAGAGGCGCGGAGUGACACGUCAGCGAAUGCUGCGACCACCCAUGCGAGUGAAGGGGGGAGUGCUGCUGCGCGUAGUGAUGCUGGAGGGGGCGCGCCAUGGCCGCAAAGCCUCCCCUUGGACCAUCCGCUCCGCGAAUUCCUCCUGCUGCUGGCGGAGAGGCGCGCGGAAGUGGCGCGCGCUAAGGCGGCGGAGCAGAGCAAAGGGGGGUCGAAGGAGGGAGCGGCGGAGGCUGGAGAGGGGCGAGGGAAGACGAAGGAGGGGCGGGGUGCGGUGGUUGGUGCGAAGGGGAGAGAGAAGAAGAGCGGAGCGGGGAAAGGUGGGGGGGCAGCAAACGAGGGAGCGAAGGAGGAGGCGGAGGAGGGGGGCGGUGGAGAGGGGGAAGGGGAGGGGGAGGGGGAGCGGCGGGCAGGCGCGGGGGGCGAGGGGCCGAACCUCGUCGCCAUCCCCGCGCUUCGCAACCACUUCCUCGCCAAUCCGGAGCUGCCACUUGUCGAGGCGCCUGCUCUGGCGGGCACGGGGACAGAGAGGCGGGGCGAUGGCGGAGUGGGGAAUGAAGGUGCGGAUGCGGAUGGGGGGGAUGAGGAGGGGUUAGAGAGGAAGGUUGGCGGGGGGCGGAAGGGGGGAGGAGUGAAGGUGGGGAAGACGAAGAGGAGGUUCAAGGGGCCCAUUAGUAUGGCCCUGCGACGCGUCUUUGAAGACUUGAAUCCUGGCCUCGUGCCUGCUGCUGAUUCUGAUGCCGCUGCUGCCGCUGCUACCGCUGCCACAGGCAGCCAAUCGGAGGAGAGCAUCUGCAGUCCGCGCGGCCACGUGGCAAGGGGUAAGGCUCUCCACUCGCGCAGAUCAACAGCCCGCGCGGGGGGAGGAGGAAAGCGGGGCGCGGGGGGGAAGCAUGGCAAGGGGGGCGGGGGGAAACGGGCGCAGCAGCACGAGGCGGAGGGCAGGGGGGGGAAGGCGCCGCCUUACAACCCGCGGGAGCUGUUUGGCGCGGUGUGCAGGUAUGCACCGCGGUUCAGAGGGUACGAGCAGCAGGACAGUCACGAGCUGCUGCGGUGCCUGCUGCAACUGUUGCAGGAGGAGGAGGACGGCACUGCUGCUGCCGCCGCCUCUGCUGCCCGCAAGAAGAAACGCCAAGCUGCAACUGCUGGUCCGCCGCCCCCUCCCCCGCUUCCGCCCCCGCCCCCGACUCGUGCUAAUGGCUCCCCUCGCGUACCUCCCCCUCCUUCCAACCCACCUCCCCCCCCGCCCCCUCCUCCCCCCUCUGCCCCACCGCCCCCUCCUCUCCCCUCCGCCCCGCCGCCUCCCCCUCCUCCCCCAUCCCUCCCUGCGGCAAACGCUGCAGGAUGUGCAGGGGGAAAAGAGAAGGGGGGGAAGGCGGAGAGACAGGGCGGUUUGGGGGCAAUGGGGGACUUGAGUGCGGGGCUGGGGCAGGCAAUAGCGCGGCUGAGGCGCGUGGAGGGGGCCGCUGCCGCGGAGGAGGUGCAGCGACUGAGGGAGGAGCGGGGGGAGGAGGGCGGAGAGGGCAUGGGGCUGGGAUGGCUGGAGGGGGAGGGGAGUGGGGGGGAGGCGGACGGUGGGGGAGCGGGGUGGGGGGAAGAAGAGGCGGAUGAGGAGGAAAGCGAGGAGGAGGACGAGGCGGAGGCAGGGCGGGAGGGUGAGGGGGGACGCGAAGGGGGAGGGGGAGAGAGUGGGAAGAGGUUGAGUGUGGUGGAGAGGCUGUUUGGCGGGGUGCUGAGCAGCACGGUGGUGUGCUGCGAGUGCGGGCACUCGUCCACUGUGAGUGAGCCCUUCCUCGACCUCUCCCUCCCCAUCCCCGUUGCCGCCCCCACGCCCUCCCCCCGCGCGCACCUGGCCGCGCUGAGCAGUAGGAAGGGGCAUGUUGGGGGGAAGGGCGCGGGGGUGGGCGAGUGGACGGCGGUGGAGAAGAGGGAUGGGAAAAAGGGGCGGGGUGACCAAGGGGGGAUGGCAGAGGGCGGGGAGGCGAAGUUAGAGGGGAAGGGGGAAGAGAGAGGGGAGGGAAGGGCGGCCGAGGGGGUGAAAGGGAGUGUGGGCGAUGGGGAGGCGAGCAAAGGAUGCACAGGGACAGACAGCAAUGAUUGCAGUGACGUUAGCAGCAAUGGUAACAGUGGCACCAGCUGCAGCAAGGUGGAUGCAAAGCAAGCGGGUGCUGGGAAUGGUGAGGUGGCGGCAGAUGUUCGUGAUGUGGCGGGUGACGUGUCAAGCCAUGUAGCAGGUGACGUGGCAGGUGACGUGGCAGGUGGAGGUGUGGAAGAGGGACGGGAGGGAGCAGCAGUGGAAGGGGGAGAGGGGCUUGCACGGGAUGGUGGUGAGGCCAGUAGCAGUGGUGCUGCUGUGAAUGGGACCGCUGCUGAUGGGAACACUGCUGAGGGGAUGGCUGCUAAGGAGACGGUUGGUGAGGGGAGAGAUGCCGUCCAGGAGGGUGGGAAGGAGCAGAGGGUGGGAGGAGGAAAGGAGUGGGAGAGUGAUGCGAGUGCGAGGCAGGGUGAGAGCAGUGCAGUCACCGGCGCCUGCAGCGUGCCUGACCCCUCCAGCAGAGAGAGCGGCGCUGACAGCUGCUGUAGCAGCAGCGGUAGUGCCAUGGGGAGCAGCAGCAUGGGUGCGAGUGUGGCAUGCAGUAGCAGUGCAGCGGGCGCACAGGAGGGUGGCGUUGUGAGCAUGAGCACGGAGAAAGGGAAGUUCAGUGCUGAGGAGGUGCUGAGAGGCGACGAUGCUUGGGGCUGCGAUGGGUGCACCGCCAUCAGACGGAAAGAAGCUAGGCGCAGGCGGAGGGAGGAGAGGAGAGGGAGGAGAGGGAGGAAGGGCGGAGAAGGUAGUGGGGGGGAGGAUGCAGAAGGGGCGAGUAGAGAGGGGGCAGAGGUUGUGGGUGGGAGUGUGGGGGAGGUGAGAGGCGAGGCAGAUGGGGUAGUGGUGGCAUCAAAUACGACUGCGGAAGAUAAAUCUUUCAAUCACGUGAGUGCAACAGACGUGAGUGCGGUUGACAACGUGAUUGCAACAAAUGAUGUGAGUGCAGAAAACGCUGAGCCAGCAGGAAACAAUGCACCUGCAGCAGGCAAAGUGGCCACAGCAGGUGGUUGUAACGGCGUGGGCAACAGCAGUCAUGAGGAAUGCAGAUAUGUGGAGCAUGUGGCUCAUGCUUCUGCUGCUGCUGGCACUGCUGCUGCUGAUGCUACUGCUGAUGGCACUGGCGGUGGCAGAGGGGUGGGAGACCAACGAGGGGAGGAUGGGGAUGAGGGGGAGGAGGCAGAGGCAGAGUCAGAGGAGGAGGAGGAGCAGGUGGCUUGGGUGCGCAGUGAGGCACGGAAGAGGUACCGGGUGAACAGGGCACCCCCUGUGCUGGUGGUGCAUCUCAAGCGCUUCCGCCACGACAAUCACGGCAGGCUCUCCAAGAUCAGUGGCCACGUGGCGUUUGGGGAGUGGCUGGACCUCAGCCCAUUCGUCGACCCCCUGCCCCUUGCACCUCCCUCACCCCAUUCAGGCACACCAUCACCAUCACCAUCACCAUCACCAUCAGCAUCGUCCACUUCAGCACCCAAGCCGUCGCACAUACCGGAGGCACCGUUAGCCACGCAGACAGGUGGCAAGGCGCCAUUGGGCCAUGGGCUGGAGGAGCAGUCCCAGGCGGAGGGUGAGCCCCACCGGUACCGGCUGUGUGGGGUGGUGGAGCACAGCGGCACCAUGCGAGGUGGGCAUUACGUGGCUUACGUGCGGCGCGGCUGGCAGCAGCAGCAGCACGGGGCUGGAGCAGAUGUGCAAAGCAGUGGGGAGGCAGAGGUGGGUGCAUGCAGUGGAGCGGAGCUGGUGCAAGCUGGUGGGGCAGAGGGCGGAGGGGUCACAGGGCAAAUCAAUGGGGUUACCGUGGAGGGCAGUGGAGUGCUGGGGAAGGUAUGCGUGGAGCAGGCAAGCGAGUGGUGGGAGGGACCUAGUGAAAUCCAUGGCCGCGCAGUGACAUUUGCUUGCACGCUCUCCACUGGCCCGAAGCCGACUCGCUGGGCUGCCUCGCGGGUUAUCAUGGCUGACGGUCAACCGCCGGAGACGAGUGGUAGGAGACGAGCCAGCCCGUUGAAUCCUUCUCUGAACACCGAGUCGCGUCUGGCCGUGGUAGAGGCGACGGAGGCAGCACGCGAUGAAUGUCGGAGCAGUAACGUCGCAGGAUUCAACGACAGUGAAACCAGGAAAGCGGAGGGCCGUCGCGGUGACGAAGGAUCGUCGUGUGCGCCGUCAGAUGUGAAGGCUCGCUCGUCGCGGCGAUCAGGACGACCUGCGAGCGACCGCGAGACUGCGUCGCACGGAAGCUGGCUUCUUCCGUCAUGGACGAACAGCAAGCGCCUCUCCACCGUCGCAACGUCCAUGCGCAAGAAUUUUUCCAUCGACCGAUUGCACGAGCUCGAACGGUCAUGGAUGACCUGGGCUUUCAGCGUCAAGCUUCCUCCGUGGUUCCGCCGCCACGUCACCUUCUACCGCCUCCACGUCCUCUGCUUCGUUAUAGUCAUCCUCAUCGGCACCUUCAUCAUGUACCUCAUUCCGGGCGGCCCGGGCGGCAAGAUGAGUUUCAUCGACACGCUGUACAGCGUGACGUCAGCCACGUGCCUGACAGGAAUGAUCAGCGUCGACGUUAACGUUUUUUCUGAUGGAGCUAACGUUUUCCGUCUGCUGCUCAUGAUAAUCGGCAGUCAGAUCACGACGUCACUCGUGCCCGUGUACGUGCGUCGCUUCUACUUCCACCGCUACCUCUACCGCGAGGGGUACGUCACGCGUGCCGGCCGACGGAGCGAUCCCGUGGUGGCAGUGCGCAGCGGGGAGGCGGCGAGGGUGGAUGGGAACAGGGAGGGCGAGGGUGGCGGGGAGGGUCUGGGGGUGCUGGAGGAGGAAGAGCGUCGCGCGUCGGAAGACGACAAGGACGCUGGCGCGCGCGAUCAUGCUGCAUUGGGCAGUAAGGCCGAGGGUUCAGGUGCGAUGGCGGUGGGUGGAGGCAAGGUGACCCACGUUCUGAGCGACCCGGCUAGGGUGUCUCCGAUUGGGUCCAGCGGCGCGAGCAGAGGGCGGGACGCUGCUCUCGUGAUUCCCUCCGCGCAACGCGCAGGGGCGGACGGGGCUGACCCCGCGCAGGACGUUGGGGCUGGAGGAUGCGCUGGAACGCACGGUGGGGCCGAUGGCGGGGCGGUACGGGGCGGGGAAGAGAACGCGUGGCACACGUGGUCGGGGGACGUGGCGCGCGCGGAGGGGCAGCGGCUGAAGCUGGCGCUGGAGAUCAUGCGCGUGCAGCAGCAGCAGCAGCGCGAGAACGAGCACCGUCCGGGGCUGUUCCUCCAGCGCACCCUCUCGUCCAGCACCUGGCGCACUGAUGAUGCCGAGGGGGCUAGUGCGGGCGCUGACGCUGAACUGCUGCCCAUGGACCCGGGCGAACGAAGGUUCCUGGAACUGAGGGCGCUGGAGCUGCUGAGCUGGCUGGUGCCGGUGUAUUUCGUGGUGGUGCAGGGCGUGGCCGUGGUGCUCAUGCUCGUCAUCGUGCACGUCUCACCCUCUGUCAGGCAGGUCCUGGACCGCAACGGCGUCAACUCCGUCUUCUUCUCCGUCUUCCAGGUGGUAUCGGCGUUCAGCAACACGGGGCUGAUGCUGCUGAACAGCAACAUGAUGGACUUCAACUCCAACGUGCCGCUGCUGCUGCUGCUCUCCCUGCUCAUGCUCCUCGGCAACACGCUCUUCGCCCCCACGCUGCGCGGCCUGCUGCUGCUGCUGCACCGCGCCUCAAAGGGCGAGCGCAAGGUGGUGUACGAGUAUCUGCUGGAGCACCCACGCAAGUGCUACACGCACCUCUUCCCGCGCUCGUCCACGCUGUGGCUGGUGGCGACGGUGGUGGCGUUCAACAGCGUGGAGUUCAUCUUCUUCUGCGUCUUCGACUGGAGCUCCACUGCGCUCGACGGCCUCUCCAGUGGCACGAAGGUGUUGGUGGGGUACUUCCAGUCCAUCUGCACGCGCACCACGGGCUACAACGUCGUCGUCCUCGCGCUGCUCUCGCCGCCCAUGCUUGUGCUCUAUAUUGGUCUCAUGAACGUGGCAGUGUAUCCGGUGUACCUGGCGCGGCAGACGUCGCGGGAGCAGCGCGAGGUGUACGACGACGAGGACAUCGGCGUGUUCUACGAGGACCUGCAGGAGGGCGUGCUGGACCCGGGCGUGCUCACGCAGGGCAAGAAGCUGUUUCUGCACGACACCGCUCUCAUCUUCUUCGCCAUCUUCCUCGUGUGCAUCAUGGAGAGCGGCAUGAUCUCCAGCGAUCCAGCCAACUUCUCCAUCUUCAACAUCAUCUUCGAAAUCAUGAGUGGCUAUGGCAACGUGGGCUUCUCCCUAGGCUACACCUGUCCAGAAGACGCCCCCCCCGGCUGUGUCUCCCCACCCUACAGCUUCUCAGGCGUGUGGCGCACGGAGGCGAAGGUGGUGAUGGUGCUGGUGAUGCUGCUGGCGCGGCACCGCGGGCUGCCAGACAACAUUGAUGCCGCCAUCGUCAUCCCCGACCAGAAGCAGUUCCAGUCCGCCAAGCCGCACGACGCUGCUGCACCCACAGGCACUGGCGCAGAGCGUGACGACGUGGAGAGCAUUACAUCAUCAAGGAGAGGCGGCAGGGGGCCUGUGAUUCCACACAAGGCCAUGGUGCGAGCCAACAGCAGCAGCCAGAUACUGCUGGGAAGCAGCGGUCGCAGGGCCAGCAUGGAUACAUUUGAUCGUGCUAUGGACAUCCCUUCAUUCUAUACCAUCCCCUGGCCCUCGCUCCAUGCUUCGGCGAAUGGAUGCCUUCAAGCCAUGGCUCCAUCAUGGCAAUCCGCCGACAUACCGAGUGACUCACGUGAGCAGCAUUUCGUCAUUCUCUCCUCCGCGACCACCGCCAUGUCGUCCUCGCCGUCGGCGCGCACCUACUGGUGCCAUCAGUGUGCGACCGUCGCCUCCAUAGGCGUCCCUCUUUUCGAGCCCGCCAUGGUCGGCCCGCGAUGCCCGGCGUGCGGAGGCGGCUUCGUCGAGGAGCUCCCCGCGGCCGCGCUCGCCGGGCCCGCCGCGCUGCACCCGUCGCGCGCGCGUGCCGACCUCUCGUUGGCCGACGCCUGGGCGGACAUGCGCAGCGUGCUCGCGCAGCGCUCCCAGCGCCUGCGCGCCGACGCGGGGUCAUCGCGGUCGUCGUCGCCCGACAUCGGCGGAAGUGCCGCCAUUGCGCGCGAGGCCGCGUCGGCCCCCACCUCCCCUACUCCAUCCGACGGCGGCGAGUCUUCCAUUGUUCCUACCCGCACAGGCCGCUCGCCGCGUCGACUACGCGACGACUCUCGCCGCGUCGCCCUAGAGUCGCUCGAUCCGCCCGACGACGUGCUUCCGCUGGGCUCGCAGCGUCGCGCGAGCGGUCGCGGGGAGUCGCCGGGCGGCGUGUUCGGCGACUACGGCGACGGCGAGGACGGCUUGGCGCGCUUCCUGCGCGACAUGAGAGAGGAGUCGUCGUUAUUGGAGGUCGCCACCGCGCAGCUGCGCGCCAGAAGCGCGCCGAUGAGCGACACCGCCCGGGAGCAGACGUCGGGCAGUGACAGCGAAAGCAUUAACGACGAGAGCAGCGACGACGGCAUUCCGCCACGCGUGGCUGCAUCGCAUGCAGCGGCAGUGGCAGCGGCACGUGGUGGUGGAGGUGGCGAGUUCACGGGGCGAGUGGGCGACUACUUCCUGGGGGACGACUUCAGCGCACUCGUAGACCGCAUCGCCACCGCACACCCUGCGUCCCACACCAGCACGCACACGCCAGCAUCACGGGCAGCAGUGCAGGCGUUGCCGCUGCGCAUAGUGCGCGAGGAGGACGUGGCGGGGGGCGAGGAGGCGUGUGCGGUGUGCCACGAGGACAUGGGCGUGGGCGCCGUCACGCAGCAGCUGCCGUGCCGCCACGCCUACCACAGCGACUGCAUUCUCCCCUGGCUCGCGCAGUCCAACUCCUGCCCCGUCUGCCGCUUCCGCCUCCCCUCCCAGGCUGAAGCCGAUGCUGCCGAUGCAUGCCCCUGGAACCCUGGCGCGUUGCUGGGCGGCCAGUGGCACCAGGGGGGGAACGUUGGUAGGGGCUGGGAGGGCGAGGAGGAGGUGGGGGACGGUGUGGCUUGGUGGAGGGGUGUGGAUGGCAGCAGUGGCGGCAGCAGGGAUGGGGAGGGGGAGUGGGGGUGGCAUGGUAUGCAGCAGGCGAGGGAAGGUGGGGGUGCAGCGUCAUGGCAUGCGGCGUCGUCCUUCUCCUCGCUGCUGCAUCACCACAUCCACACUGCUUCCCCCACGCCCUGGAAUCACCACCAUGCUCAUGCCCACGCCCCCUCCCACACCCAUCACCAUGCCCAUGAUGCAUCCCACGCCCACCACCGCCCUGCACGUUCUCCCUCCACGGUCGUCGGGCCCUGGGGUGCCGCCUCCUCUGACCGCGGGCCUGCCCCCUCCGCUGCCUCUUGGCGCGCGUCCGCCCCCUCUGCUCGCCCCUCGCCCCGCGCCACACACAUGCCCCUGCGUGGCGCGGUGCAGGGCGGCGUGGGGGACAGCGGCGAGCGGCAGGGGGUGGUGGAGGCAGCGAGGCGCGGCAGCGACGCAGGGCGGGGGGAGGGCACGGGAGGAGGAGGGGGAGGAGGUGAGGCGGGGCCCUUGGUGAGAGGGGCUGGGGUGAGCGAGAGGCCUGCUACUGCAGCGUCUGAUGGGCUGGCAGUGUGGCGCCGCGACCUGAUUGGUGCAGCGAGAGGCAAUGUGUUUGCAGACAGGGGGGAGAGGGAGAGGAGGUGGGGAGGUGGGGCAGUGGCGAUGAGAGCCGCGAGUGCAGCGAGGACAGCCCCUCCUCCCCACCGCUCACUCCCUCCUCUCUGGCUGCUGUGCGUGGCAGCAGUGCACAUGGGUCGGCGGAGGGUGGUGUGGGGCGCACAGAAGCAAGGAGGGACAAGCGGAGAGCGAGGGAGGUGCUAG